Messenger RNA from Patella vulgata (common limpet), 4312 nucleotides. RefSeq names its product transmembrane protein 116. Gene Ontology annotation, cellular component: plasma membrane. The record is from RefSeq and is a predicted model, not a curated record. The transcript is spliced from 13 exons. Gene Ontology annotation, biological process: cell surface receptor signaling pathway; adenylate cyclase-activating G protein-coupled receptor signaling pathway. NCBI's taxonomy places the organism in Eukaryota, Metazoa, Mollusca, Gastropoda, Patellidae. Bases 245 to 1306 code for a protein of 353 amino acids. Gene Ontology annotation, molecular function: G protein-coupled receptor activity.
CAAAGAAAAUGGUCUAUUUACGUUGUCAUGGCGAUGUCCAAGGUAACCACUAAACUUCCGCUUCCGGUCCGAUGCCCCAAGAUGUAACGGGAAUUUGCGAGAUCAAAACAAAGGGUCACAUGAGAAAAUAAAAUGGACAUCUAAAAAUGUUUUGGAUUUGGAAGAUUAGGAUAAGACUCUAGAUAAAUUAGAAGUACCGUAAAUUAUAUUGUUGAUUAAAAGUAUUGAAAGAAGUGUCAUUAAUAUGGAUUUCAACAUCGACUUACAGUCAAACAGCUCUAAUAUAACAAUGACGACACUGAGUCUUAGUGAGAUGCAGACAAUAAGCAUAAUUUCUCUAGUAACUGCAUCUCUAAGUUUUAUUGGUUCUUUUUCGAUUGUAUUAACAUCAGUUUGUCACAACAGAGUUUGUUUUCCAGAGGUUUAUCCAAUAUUCCAGUUAUCAAUAGCAGAUAUAUUAGCGUCCAUUUUUCUCCUGUCUAAUGUGAUAUGUUAUCUUAAAUCGGUUCCAAAUUUUCCUGGCAGUUCCGGACCCUGUGAUGUCUUGACAGCCUUUAUGAUGAGUUUUUAUACCAGUACAUUUAUUUUAACUUUGUGUUAUGCUCUUGAAGCAUUUAUGCGUAUGCAGAGAAGAUUGCAGCCUGGAUCAACCAGUAGUAAUGAAAGAGAGGGAAAGGCUGUCAGUCAUCCUUUAAUGCAUUUAGCCUAUGGUUCAGCAUGGCUGAUUCCAAUUGUUAUAGCAAUUGUUCAAAUAGAAGUCAUACAUAUCAUUGAUUCUUCAUUAAAAACUCAAUACACUAUUAUACCAGCACAGUGUUCACUAUGCCUUCCUGUUUUUCAUUUUGAUGAAAAGAAAUGCUGGGAUAAUAUUGAAGAUGGUAGCAUGUGGCAUUUAACGUAUAAAUUGGUAUUUCUCAUUAUUCUACUAAUUGUCUUUAUAGUUAAUAUGAUACUAUAUAUAUGUAUUGGUAAAAAACUAAAACAAUUAGCUAGACGAAGAGGUUUGUUAGGUUUUCAUCAAAGACAAGAAGAAUCUACAGUUAGAAAGAAAGCCAUCUUGUAUCAAACAGGUUUUAUCUUUUGCUGGAUGCCUUCUCUGUUGUUAGGUUUUCUAUCCUUAUCAAGUUCAUUUGAAAUGAGUCAAUAUUUCUGGUUGUAUGUUCUACAGGCUUUACUUGGACCGUUACAAGGUUUCUUUAAUUGUAUUAUAUAUGGUUGGAAGAGGGAGGGGUUUAGAAGAGCCUUAUCAGAGAGUACAUAUCUAGUCAGUACUAACAGAUCCUCAUACUUGACUGUCACACUGUAGCAAACAUCAUGACUUGUAACUUACACCAAUUCUAUUAUUUGAUGAUGUAUAUCUUCUUUAUUAUAAUGAUAUUAAAAUUUUCAGUUAUCUUUAUAUUUUGUAAUGGUUUUUUAAAAUUUAGCAAUAAGUUAUAAGGUAUUUUGUAAAUGCAUACAAUGUAUAUGCUUGAAAAUCAUGUUAUUCUUAAGUUACUUUUGACUGUUAUAGCUGCUGACUUGUGCAUAAAAUUUAGUGUAUAACAUAUUUGAUCUUAUACCAAAAAUAGCUUUUUACUAUAUUAUAUCUUUAUAUUCCUAUGUUAUUUUUAUACUGAUUUUUAAAUGUUAAUUUUUUCCUUUAAUUUGUUGUGUUCCAUGGUUCUGUAAGGACUGUAUUGUUAGAAGAGACAGUGGCAACAGCAACAAUGGCUUCAAUGCUAGAAAUAGAAACUAUCAUUUUAACAUGGAAGUUAAUGCAGUUUUGUUCAUCCAUGUCUACGAUUUUCUGUGUGAGAUGCAAGAAAUUGCUGCAGUUUUUUCCAUUUUCAAACUUUUUUUUGUCUCAGUUGUUUUUCAUUUCCAGAAAUAUAAUCCCAAACAUCUCAAAGCUUGUUGCUUUAUAAGAAAGAGAUAUUGUUGUGUUCAGUGCUAUUUUUAUGUUUAAAUUUGUUAGUGAAUAGUUAAUAUGUUGUGUGCUUUAUUUUUAAGAAAAUUAAAGUAAAAUAAAGUGUUAAAUUGUUUUAAUCCAAUAUUUUAUUUAUAUUAGUAAUGAGGCAAGCAUUCUACCAUUAUAUGUUAUGAGUUAAGCGAAGUCAGUCUCUUUACAAUUUAAAUUUUUGUUUUUGACACUGUUGGACCACAAAAUUGAUUAUAUUUUAAACUUGGCUUUAUGUAAGGGCAUAAAAUUUUGAACAAUGUCAAAUGGUUUUAUCACAAUGCCAAUUAAUUAAAAUUCAGUCAAAUAUCGGCAAUUUUAUUUUAUUUUGAAUUGGGCAAAAACAAAAUGGAAAAUAUUGAUGUAAUUAAAUUUGAUCUGUUGAUAUGUUUGUACUGUAAAAAGUUUAUGUCAUCAGAUUAAAGGGUGUUUGACUCUAUAUUUUUGAAUCAUAAAUGGGUCUAAAAUCACAUAUUAAUGUAAUAUGAGUGUAUAUUAAGUGAUUUAUAUUCUAUUUUUAAAAAAGAAAUGUUAUUUCUAAUCAAUUACGUUCGGUGAAAUACGCUAACAGUCUGAAUUGAACGACAAUCGUUUACGCCUAAUUAGCCCAUUCUUCAGGUUUUUUUAUUAUUAUUAUUUGAUCAUUUGUGAAUCAGCCAUUACUAUUUACUGCCGCAUUGUAAUUUAGGAUAUGCUUUUCUUUGCUAAUUGAUUUUUCACCUGAAACAAUAAUAUGGUACACAACACGUGUACCAUAUUUUAUGACGUUCAUUCUGUCUUAAAUAUUGGAUAUUAGGAUCCCACAUUUUCUCGGCAACAUAACAACAUCAAUAUGGAUUAAAAUGGACCAAUAUUGAAUUAUAAUUUGUGUUGUUAAUUUCGAAUAUUAUCGAAAAUAUUGAGUUAGAGACUUAGCUCUAUUAAGAUCUAACUCAUUUUUACUAAACAAUCAAAUGUUUUAGUCAAAACUAAAAGUGAUAGACAGACUUUAGUUUACCCUGUCAAAUUAAUAAUGAAUGGUGUGGAUUUUGCCCAGUGGAAAUUAAGAAUAAUCACUGCAGCACAACCGAAUAAAACAUUUUAUUUUGAUUUUAAAUCUUAAGCUUACCGUAUUAUUGGCUUCUACUUCUCUAGUUCAACAAUUAAAGACAUAUUUAAUUAAGUAGAAUGAUAAUUAUACUGAUUAAAUUAUUUAAUUUUAAAUGAAGAAUGAUACAGAUUUUAUUUGUAUUGUUACAUGUAUAUAUAUAUUUUACAUGGUCAGUGUUCAUCUUGCCUUGCUACCUGGUUGUGUAUUUUUUAUUUUUAAACCACUGUCCUAAAACAAGACAAGGAAUAUUCUUUAUUUACAUAUAUUUUUAUCUGAUAGCAAUAAUGAAAUUAAUUUUAUAAAGGAAGUAAAAGUUAUGAUAAGGUGUAAAAAUAGUUUGUAAAAGGAUAUUUUGUUAUCAGGAUUUUGUUUUAGUGCUUAUAUCCACUUGUUAGAAUUCCUUGCUGUAAAAUAUUUAAUGUAAAUUCCAAAUUGGCCAUUUCUGUAUAAGCAUUAAAUAGCUUGAUUUUAGCAUGCCAACCAUUGUUAAUUCAUUAUUGCUAAUGAAUACAUUUUAAUUUAUAGUUUCCAUCAGGGAUGAUUGACAUAUGGCAGCCAUUUUCAGGUAUCUGUAAUCAGCGCUGUACUCUCUCUUAAAAAUUUGAGAUUAAGGUAUAUAGACUUUUCAUACCAUUGUUUAGAUUUUGAUAUAUCAUUAUGGAUACGUCAAUUUGAUUUUCUGUUCUUUGGACUCUUGAUAAUUAAUUGCAAGAAAGAGACAGGCAAUCAAAAAUUAUAAGUUGAUUAUACCUCAGCAGGUCUGUAAUUAAUAGCACAAUAUUUAUACCUUUUAACUAUUGUAGAAAAAAUAGACUGCUUUUAGCUUUGUUUAUGUUACUACACAGGGCAGUAUUUAAUAGAAAUGCAAUUUUUAAUUUCAAAUAGUUAUUAUUACAUUUGUUGAUUUCAAACCUGAAUUAAUGUGUUUUUAUAAAUAAUUUAUGUCUUAUAUAUACUAUUAGUUGAUUAAGUUUUUCAAUUAAUAUAAAUGUACAUCUGAAUCAAAACCAUUGGUGCAACAAGGACUUAUACAAGUUGAAAUCUUUCCAAAUAAGAAAUUGGUUGAAGGACCUCUUUUUAAUUUGGACCCACUGGUGUUCUAGACCAUAUUGUUUUUAAGUGGUUGAACCACUUUCAAAUCUGUGAACCACUAUUAUAGAAGGUAGUUAGUAUAUUUAUAAUUAGUAUUUUAGAUGUCAGUGAUAAUUUUAUAUUUAAGUAAAUAUAUUUUAUACAAAAUACCCAGUGAAUAUUCAAUAAAUGAUCUGAAUAAAUGAUUACCU